This is a messenger RNA of Benincasa hispida (wax gourd), 2258 nucleotides long. Its product is annotated as protein NUCLEAR FUSION DEFECTIVE 4-like. Gene Ontology annotation, cellular component: membrane. The record is from RefSeq and is a predicted model, not a curated record. NCBI's taxonomy places the organism in Eukaryota, Viridiplantae, Streptophyta, Magnoliopsida, Cucurbitales, Cucurbitaceae.
GGAUAAAAAAUACCAAAUUGGGUAAAAACGAAGUCAACUUCCAAUCUCUAUAUAACCCCAAUAAUAGCAAUUAUAAUCAAAAUCUCCACUCAAGGAAAAUAAAUAAAUAAUAAAAUUAAAAUGGAGGUCACCGGCGGCGGCGGAGGAAGUUCAUCAAGCGAGAAACGGCGUCGUUCGCUCAGAGCAAUUACAACCUCCUUCUUCAUCGAAGUUCUAACCGGACCUUGGUUCAUGGUGUUCGCUUCAUUCCUAGUCAUGUCCACCGCCGGAACGCCGUACAUGUUCGGCCUUUACUCCGGCGCCAUAAAAUCCGUCCUCGGCUACGAUCAGAGCACUCUGAAUCUAAUCAGCUUUUUCAAAGACCUAGGCACAAACGUCGGCGUUAUUUCCGGCCUAAUCGCCGAAAUCACGCCGCCGUGGGUGGUUCUAGCAAUCGGCGCAGCGAUGAACUUCGUCGGAUACUUCAUGAUUUGGCUAUCAGUGACGGAAAAAGUGGCGGCGCCGUCGGUUUGGCUGAUGUGUCUUUACAUUUGCUUAGGAGCGAAUUCGACGGCGUUUGCUAACACCGGCGCUUUAGUGACUUGUGUGAAGAAUUAUCCAGCGAGAAGAGGAGCGGUUUUAGGGAUUUUGAAAGGAUAUGUUGGAUUAAGCGGUGCAAUUUUGACGCAAUUUUAUCAUGCGAUUUAUGGCGAUGAUUCUAAAUCGUUGAUUCUUCUAAUUGCAUGGCUACCGGCGGUUAUUUCUGUGGUGUUCUUGAGGACGAUUCGGAUUAUGAAGGUUCAACAUCAGCCGAAUGAACUGAGAGUUUUUUACAGGUUCUUGUACGUUUCUCUUGGGCUAGCCGGAUUUCUCAUGGUGAUGAUCGUUCUUCAACAGAAAUUCAAAUUCUCCCACAUCGAGUACAGUUCCAGCGCCGCCGUCGUCGUCUUUCUCCUCUCCUUUCCGAUUUUCAUCGUCAUCGCCGAAGACUACAAAUUCUGGCGCAUAAAGCUAUCUCAACUUCAAAAUCCUUCUCCACUCACCAUCAUCACCCAAAAACCAUCGCCGUCGCCAUCGCCGCCGCAGCAGUUCCCAAUAAACCUAGAAACCUCGGUCAAAUCUCCCGCCGGAAAACUAAAGCCACAAACGCCAUCCUGCUGGAGAACCGCCCUGAAUCCGCCGCCAAGAGGCGAAGAUUACACGAUUCUACAAACACUCUUCAGCGCCGACAUGCUCCUCCUAUUCCUCUCCACCGCGUGCGGCGUCGGCGGUACUCUUACCGCCAUCGACAACCUCGGCCAAAUCGGCGCCUCUCUCCGGUACCCUAAACAGAGCAUCAGCACAUUUGUAUCGCUAGUAAGCAUUUGGAAUUACCUAGGGCGCGUAGUUUCGGGUUUCACUUCCGAAAUUUUCCUCACCAAAUACAAAUUCCCUCGAACCCUAAUUCUUACCCUAAUUCUCCUCUUUUCCUGCGUCGGCCACCUCCUAAUCGCCUUCAAUCCCCCCGGCGGCCUCUACAUCGCUUCAAUCGUCAUCGGAUUCUGCUACGGCGCUCAAUGGCCGAUUCUCUUCGCCAUAAUUUCAGAGAUCUUCGGACUCAAAUACUACUCGACGCUGUACAAUUUCGGAUCCGUUGCGAGUCCGAUCGGGUUGUAUUUCGUCAAUGUUCGAGUCACCGGACAUUUGUACGACGAGGAGGCCAACCGGCAGCUGGCGGCGGCCGGGAGGUUAAGGAUAGCCGGAGAAGAGUUGAACUGCGUUGGUGUCAAUUGCUUUAAAAUGUCGUUCAUUAUAAUCACCGGAGUUACGUUGCUUGGAGCUCUGUUUUCAUUCAUUUUGGUUCUUAGAACCAGAGAGUUUUAUAAGACAGAUAUAUAUAGGAGGUUUAGGGAUGAAGUUGAAGAAGAAGAAGCAGCUACUGGAAACGGCGUCGUUUCGAAUGAUGAAAGAAAUGCGGAAGGCAACAAGUAAAGGUGCCUGAUUAAUUUUGUGCCGUUGACUCUAAACGUUCAACAAAAAAAUCGAAAGUACAUUUAAAAAAAUUAUCACGUAUUUUUUAGAAAAAAAAUUGACACGUGAUAAAUUAUGGUUGGACAAUUGAGUAAACUGCACGAUCGUGAUGGUUGCAUUGAAGUAGCAUCCUAAUUUUCUUAAUUUUCUUUUUUUUUGGUAUUUAGUUGUAAUUGUUGUUGUUUGUUAUUUAGUCAUUUCAUCUUGUGUAAUAAAAACUUUUUUUUACACAGUGAAAAGUAACGUAGAAAGAUACGUUUUAAUUGAAA